UGUGGAGAAUUGUGUAUAAAUACCAGCGGUUUCCCUCACUAUUAUCCAAACAGAACAAGCCAGCCAAACAUCCACACAUCCAGCCAAACAUCCACACAGCCAGCCAGCUAAGGCAAACAAAGCAAAGAUGAAGUUCACCGCCAUCCUCCUUCCCUUCCUUACCACCCUCGCCCUCGCCUCACCGGUCGAGAAGCGUGCAACCGUCGCCAGCUACAACACGUGCCACGCGGAGAUCACGGAGCUCUACCCAAACGAAUACUCCGGCUGUCUGCAAUCCGGCAGCGUCGAGCGGGUCAACGGCGGCUCCAACACGAACACGCUCAUAGCCAUCACGAUCCGCGACGGCUUCGCGGGGCAGACGUGCACGCUCAACUUCCAGGACCCAUACUACGUGAACGGCACGCGGGGAAUCCAGCUGUUUACUGUCGGCGGCCCCGUCACCGGCGGCGAGACCUGGAACGAGCGUCCGUUCAGGAAUCAGCACGUCGGAACGUUCAAGGCAAGUCUUCCGGGCACUGCGUCUUGGAGCGACAGCACCGCUAGGUCUUUCCUAUGUCCUAAGGGCGGCACCACCCUCUACUUUGAGGCCGUGCCCACCGGCGAUAAUGAUGCGGUGUUUUGGAAGCUUCCGAGUGGGGGGUUGGUGGUUACUGUUGGUUGAGCGAGGCCGGCGGAAGUGGAGGAGAGAGAGGAGGGAGUGUUUACUUAGUCAGUCUUUUGGAGGUCAUUUGAUUUUUAGUUUUGAGUUUGCAUGUACGUUGGAAAAGUCAUGAUGUUGCGAUUCUCACUCGACAAGUCACUCAUUAAGCCACAUCCAAGAAGUUACACAUUGGUCAUAUUGGUAAUAUUUGCACGCCUCAAGAAUCCUGUUUAUUUUCAUACCUGUUUCUUAUUUUUUCUGGUAUAUCUUGCUAGUCAUUCGCUGUAUUUUGAAAUCCAAUCGAAGAAAUAAGCUCACCAUUUUCACAUGAUUCGAUGACUGUGCGAGUGAUGGUCUGUGAGACGAUACCGUCUGUUCUCGAGAAACCACGAAACAAAGUCUUCCACCCAUGGAACUCUGGG
This is a messenger RNA of Tricharina praecox, 1062 nucleotides long. RefSeq lists its product as uncharacterized. The record is from RefSeq and is a predicted model, not a curated record. The transcript has 2 exons. Lineage: Eukaryota; Fungi; Ascomycota; Pezizomycetes; Pezizales; Pyronemataceae. The coding region runs from base 128 to 661 and encodes 177 amino acids.